GCAAGCUAUCUUUCUUACAUAGGAGAGUCUUGUUUAUAAAGGUUAUGGAAUUGAAACAACUCGAGAAUCAAACCCUGCCUUCUAUAACCUGCUGCUCAGAAGGGCGGAAAUGGUGGGCAAAUUUCGAGUUUUAUCCGGAAGUGGUAGCCGAACGGAAAACCGUUUUCCGAGGCUACAUGUACAGUGAGGUCAAUUUCUUCAGCCAAACCGAUUGCGUCGUCAAGAUCGACGACCCCAGCGUUACAGAGGCGGAUCUCGUCAAGUACGUGGAGGGCGUUACGGAAGUUCACAAACUGGCCAAAUUAUUUAAUUCAAACCUGGAAGGUAAAAGAAUUAUAGUCCUGCUACCAUUUGCUGCAGUGAUGGACAAGGUUGCGCCGUUUUAUAACCGGAUGUUCCGCCUGCUGCAAAGGAACUACAAUAGGGUUAUAUCAAGUGACGACUGUGUUCUCCUUGAAGAACGGGUUCAAGGUCAAUACCUUUCUUUUACUGACCCGGAAGGAAAAUCAACCAACAGGUGCCCAAAGGUCAUUCAACAGUUUGCGCAUUUCUGUUUCCAUGAAACCAAAGGUCAGCUUGUGGUAACAAACCUUCAAGGUUUUGAGAAAGACAAUAAUAUUGUACUCACUUCUCCGGUAAUUCAUUCCGUCGACGGUAAAUACGGAUCGCGCGAUAAAGGAAUACAGGGCAUUGCAGCUUUCUUCGAUAGAUUCCAUGCAUGCUGUGAAGGUUGCAAAAAGUAUCUUUCAUGCAAGGACGUUGUCUACCCAAGUGCCCCACCACUUACAUGCAGUGAAAAGUUACUCGACGAGAAAUGCAAUCUGCCAAAUUUGGACUCUCCGAUUUCAACAGUUCCUUCUUUUUCAGCAGGUGCUCUGAAGUCGGAACUUCCGAGCUAUUCAGCAAGUGAAGCAUCGAAUGUCAGAAGGGGCCAACCCCCUCCAUACGAUGCCACGUUCUACACAACACCCCCUUUCAGUCAAACACCGCAUUUUUUCAAUUCAAAUAACAUGUACAAGAACAAUAGAAUUCAAAUUGUAUGACAAUCAUAAACCAAAACUGCUGGAAGUGUUUGAUCUCGGACAUACAAUCAUAUUUUAAGGGCAAUCAUAAAACACACAUCUCAACAAAUUUACCAUAUUUUUUAAAAAUCUUUUUUUUUUCUUGAUCUGAGUUGUAGACCCAUAUGAAUUUGCCACAUGCACAUGAAUCACAAUGCAAGCUUAUAAAUGUCUCUUUGCCAAGUCUACUUAUAUAUUUGAAUGUGUUCUCUUUACAUUUUAUAAAUUAGAGUUCAUUUGACUUAAAAGUGAGUUGUAGGCAUCGUAUUUUACGUACCAUAUAUAGUACAUGUACAUGCAAUAUUAUUUUGCCAUGGAGUUUAGAUAUUUGCUUUAUAUCAUGUUGUUGUUUUAAUAUAUAGAUUUAUUUAUAUGUACAUUGAAUCUGAAUUGUUAAAAUCUCUAGUGAGUGUUUUCUUUGUGUUCUUCUGUAUUAUCUGUACUUUGUUAUUAUACUUUUGUGCAUGAUAAAAUAUCUUAUUUGUUCUUGUCAAUCAAAUUAAUAUAUUGUUUACAGGGGAGGUGCAAUUUUUCAAUUUUAGAUAUAAACUUUCUUGGUAUUUUAAUUGUCUUAUUAAACGUGUACAACUUUUAAUUUGUGAUAAAUCUAUGAUAGAGAGUUUAUGCAUACCUGUUGUUUAUAAAUAUUUAUUUUAUGCUCUGCAGAAUGAAUAAAAAUUUCCAUUGAA
Saccostrea cuccullata (small rock oyster) is the source of this 1750-nucleotide messenger RNA. RefSeq lists its product as uncharacterized. The coding region runs from base 45 to 1043 and encodes 332 amino acids. The transcript is spliced from 2 exons. The record is from RefSeq and is a predicted model, not a curated record. Lineage: Eukaryota; Metazoa; Mollusca; Bivalvia; Ostreida; Ostreidae. Gene Ontology annotation, molecular function: protein serine/threonine kinase activity; ATP binding. Gene Ontology annotation, biological process: protein phosphorylation.